AAAGAAAAACAUAAGUGGAAGGAUGGGACCCGAGCGGAAUCGAACCCGGAGAAUCUCUUGAUUACCAGCCUGCGACUCUACGCCCGACGCCACGCAUCGCCUCAGCUUUUCAAGCAAGAAAUACACAUAAACACAAAAUCAUAUGAUUAGCUGUCAAAUAUAAAAAUUUUAGGGUCUUUAAAAAUUCUUUAUUUAAUAGUCAAUUGCGUGACAUUGGAUCUAUCUGUGUUUUCUUGUUGAAAAGCUCCUACUGUAUAUUAUUUAUGUAUAGCAAAAUAUAUCGCGCAAUAUUAAUGACAAUUAUAUUGAAUCUAUCGGGAUCCGCCAGGACUUUCGCGUCCAUAAUCUUCACCGAUAUAUUUUCAGCCGCACUAACGCGCAUACGCGAAAAAGGGAGCUCUGAUCGAAACAUCACUGCUCGCGAGUUCCAAACAGUUCCAAAUGCGCGAUCAGCUGUUCACCUGAAAAUAAACCUAAGCAAAACAGAAUGCUGUUGCAUAGGGUGAGAUUUUUGUUUCACGGCGCGACUGCCUCUAAAAGAACUCACACAAUAUCCAAACCGUUUCUCCGGUCAGCGAUAACCACACCAUCCGGAGCAAUCCUACCCGAGCCAAAGAGAACUCCAUUCAGUUUCCUGGGCGUCGUCAGCAGUGUCGUAUUCGGUCUCUUGGUCGGUGCCACGAUCAGCAAGAACAUAGCUAACUUUUUGGAGGAGAACGAUCUCUUCGUUCCCUCCGACGACGACGAUGACGAUGACGAUGAUUAAUAUAACGUCAGCACUUCGUUCCAUUGUAAUUGUUGAAAGUAAUCAGCCAAUUAGACGUGCUCUUAAUACUAACGAGUUAUUUGAUGCCACGGUGACACAAGAAGAGUCAUUACACAAAUUCAAGUAAUGCAGGGAGAGAAAUCUCUUCGCUUAUACAAUUUAGGUAUCUUAUUUAUAAUAUACUCUAAUACCUGAGAGAGAUUAUGUGUAAGUUAUCAUAGAAAUAUUUAUUUAUACAAUUGUUGGAAGUAGAGCUUUUAAAAAAUCUAUAUAUAAAUCUUGCUGUUGUUGCGCAUGACUUGGCGCAAGACACUCUUGUAUUUCUUGAUCUAAAUAUAUAUAUAUAUA
This is a messenger RNA of Formica exsecta, 1114 nucleotides long. It is a transcript of the gene EMRE, whose product is annotated as essential MCU regulator, mitochondrial. The record is from RefSeq and is a predicted model, not a curated record. Gene Ontology annotation, biological process: mitochondrial calcium ion homeostasis; calcium import into the mitochondrion. The transcript has 2 exons. Gene Ontology annotation, cellular component: mitochondrial inner membrane; uniplex complex. NCBI's taxonomy places the organism in Eukaryota, Metazoa, Arthropoda, Insecta, Hymenoptera, Formicidae. Bases 488 to 766 code for a protein of 92 amino acids.